AUGGCACUGCUUUCGUCCGUGAAUAUCGUUUACUUAAGAGUAGCGUUUCUGUGCUUUUUAUCAUAUGCGUGUCUCAAGGAUGUGAGCAUGAUUCUUGACAAUGCAUCUUUUUUGGUGUUAACACAUGCGAUGCAACUUCCAGCAUUGAACCUAGCAGCCACAAGUGCUCAGUUGGGACUUUUCGCCGUGAUCUUUGGACUUAUGGCUUUGCAUGAUUUGAUACCGUUACUUGAAACGAACAGGAUGUAUUUUCAGUCGAUUGUGCCUACAAGACUGCUGUUCUUCUUCGUGAUUGCUGGAAUGUCGUACUUCCUCGAGACAAAUUUUUAUUUUCACAACAACGCUGUCUUCAUUUACGCCUUUGUUGAGGUCUGGAUGAACUUUUUGAUCUUCAGCGCUAUUAGAGAAGAGAAAAAUGAAGAUUUUAAGCAGGGACAUAGAGUGACAGGUGCAACGGAGGAUGCUGCAUACGAUGAAGAUCGUUUAUCGGCGGAGGAACUUGAAGAUACAGUUGAAAUUGAUGGUUUUGAAGGCGAGUAA
Lachancea mirantina is the source of this 540-nucleotide messenger RNA. The record is from the annotation of a GenBank genome assembly. Lineage: Eukaryota; Fungi; Ascomycota; Saccharomycetes; Saccharomycetales; Saccharomycetaceae.